AUGGCGGAGAUACCAAGCAUGACCCCGGAAGUCCCGAGCAUGAUUCAAGACUCCUCCUCCGAACUCCCAUCCUUCGCACCCUCACGCCGAGCCACAGUCCCCGGUCGUCGAUCGCCAUCACAACCAGCCCCAACCAUCUACCUCAGAGGCUUCAACUGCGUCGCUAGCGACCCGGAGUACGACCUUGCACGAAGUGUGACUGGAAACGUGCAGCCGUACUGGUUUGAAGAGACGCGGAGUCCUGCAGUCCACUAUGACCCCUCUCGAAGACAGAGAAGAUUGAAUGCGACGCGGCGAGCUGAUCGGGUUGGAGACGGUCAUCUCGUCAUUCCCAACACUGAGGAAGCUAAGGGGUCGGACAACAAGAAGAUGCAGCGAGAAGAGGCAAAGGAAGCAUUCAUGGAAGCCAUGUGGCCAACAAUUCUCGACGAGUACUUGUCAAUGUUCGGUCUGACAGGACUCUCGCCAAAGCAAGAGAAACGGAUGAAGAAGGACACGAUGAUCUAUCUAGAAGAGGAGUGGGCUAUCCUGGAGGAAGAGCGUAGGGUUGAGGAGCGAGAGCGAGAGAAGAAGGAGGAGCAGGGAAAGCCUAUCGUUCGCUUGCCGGUUCGCAAUAUCUCGGAUGCUCCAGUAGCGCCGGAGGAGAAGUUCAAGAUGAAGGGGAAGGGGAAGGGGGAGGCGAAGGUGAAAGACGGAAGUGGGGCGGAGAAGAAAGAAGAAAAGAAGGGGAGCCUUUCGCAAAGGCUGAGGAAGGCUCUGCAUUUGGCUCCGAGAUCGGUGGUGAAAGAUGGGGUUGUUGCGCCUCCGUUUCAUCCGAUAUUGUGA
Molecule: messenger RNA, 825 nt
Organism: Alternaria ventricosa
Lineage: Eukaryota; Fungi; Ascomycota; Dothideomycetes; Pleosporales; Pleosporaceae
Exons: 1
Coding region: 1-825 (274 amino acids)
Source: RefSeq, a predicted model, not a curated record